CUUCUCAUACUGCUGCCAGAUCCAUCCUCUGCCAUGUGCGUCUUUGUCGUCUGCUCACGCUGCUGGGUUCCAGUUUUAAACCUAGGCCUCUGCUUCUGCUCCGCCACUCUGCCAUGGGCCCCUGUACCGCCUCCUCUUGCUGCUGCCAGGUCCAGAGCCUGUGUAUGGCCUUCAAUUGAAGCUGCUUCUGCUCCGCCACUCUGCCAUUGGACUCUUGAUAGUCGUCUCCCCACGCUGCUGCUGGGGGGGACUUUUUAACAUAGGCCUCUGUAUGGCCUUCAAUUUUAGCUGCUUACGCUCCGCCACUCUGCCAUGGGCCCCUGUACCGCCUCCUCAUGCUGCUGCCAGG
Molecule: messenger RNA, 349 nt
Organism: Staurois parvus
Lineage: Eukaryota; Metazoa; Chordata; Amphibia; Anura; Ranidae
Source: the annotation of a GenBank genome assembly